Molecule: messenger RNA, 390 nt
Organism: Striga hermonthica
Lineage: Eukaryota; Viridiplantae; Streptophyta; Magnoliopsida; Lamiales; Orobanchaceae
Source: the annotation of a GenBank genome assembly
AUGGUCCUCCCAUCACCAAACGAUUUUUGGAACUCGUAUCUUACGAGACUUUUUUCGGGAUGGCCGGACCACCAAACGACGUCCGAGCAUCUCUUCUCUCUCUCGUUGGUGUUCUUUCUCACGUUCACGGCCGAGUUCAUCUCGAAUUACCCGACACGAGAACGAUGGGAUGACCGGAGAUUGGCGGCGCUUGGUGGUGCCGCCUUGCGUGGGCUCAAGAUGUUCAUGACUUAUCUAGCGGUCGUGGCCAUAUUGGCCACCGAUUUCGUGUUCCUCCUGGCGGCUGUCGGCGGCCAUGCUGCCGGAAGUUUUGUUGCCGGGCUGUAUGAGUACCAUAUUGAACUAGCUGUUGGGUCCAAUGGGUACAAUGGUGGCUAUUUUAGAUUAUAA